CCAUUUCUCUUCCUAUAUAAAACGUCGCAUAUAUAAUCGCUCUAAAUCCUCUCCACCAGGGUUUGUGGCCAUUUUUCACAGAGAGAGACCUCAAUCGGAAUCAAUGGCUCCCAGGAAGACACCACAGGUAACCAGAAACCCAGAUCUAGUCCGAGGAAUCGGCAAGUACUCGAGGUCGCAGAUGUACCACAAGAGAGGUUUGUGGGCUAUCAAGGCCAAAAACGGCGGUGUUUUUCCUAAACAUGCCCCUAAAGCUAAAGCACCUACCUCUGCCGAGAAACCACCUAAGUUUUACCCAGCUGAUGAUGUCAAGAAGCCAUUGCCUAACAAGCGCAAGCCGAAGCCCACCAAGCUCAGGGAUAGUAUUACUCCUGGGACUGUGUUGAUCAUUCUUGCUGGAAGGUUCAAGGGCAAGAGAGUUGUGUUUCUCAAGCAACUGACUUCUGGGCUGCUUCUUGUCACUGGACCAUUUAAGAUCAACGGUGUUCCUCUUAGGAGAGUCAACCAAUCUUAUUUGAUUGCAACUUCCACCAAGGUUGACAUCUCUGGGGUUAAUGUGGAGAAGUUCGAUGACAAAUAUUUUGCCAAGAAGGCUGAGAAGAAGAAGAAGAAAGGAGAGGGCAACUUCUUUGAGGCAGAGAAAGAGGGUGAGAAUGCACUCCCACAAGAAAAGAAGGAUGACCAGAAGUCAGUGGAUGCGCAAGUCAUUAAAUCAAUUGAGAGUGUUCCAGAAUUGAAAGCAUACUUGGGCGCAAGGUUUUCUCUCAAGGAUGGAAUGAAGCCUCAUGAGCUUGUGUUUUAAAAGAAAAAUUUAGGAUCGUUUCUCUUGAGCUACUUUUUAAUUGUAUUUUGUUUGAACUUUAUCUUAGCAGAUGCACUCUUCUAGUGUUUUUGGCAAUAGACAGCUACAUGAACCUCGUAUAAGGCAGCAAUUGAUUUUUGUUUCCCAUUUUUCA
Populus nigra (black poplar) is the source of this 956-nucleotide messenger RNA. RefSeq names its product large ribosomal subunit protein eL6-like. Gene Ontology annotation, biological process: cytoplasmic translation; ribosomal large subunit assembly. The transcript is spliced from 4 exons. Gene Ontology annotation, cellular component: cytosolic large ribosomal subunit; ribosome. Bases 104 to 802 code for a protein of 232 amino acids. NCBI's taxonomy places the organism in Eukaryota, Viridiplantae, Streptophyta, Magnoliopsida, Malpighiales, Salicaceae. Gene Ontology annotation, molecular function: structural constituent of ribosome; RNA binding. The record is from RefSeq and is a predicted model, not a curated record.